This is a messenger RNA of Trichophyton verrucosum HKI 0517, 573 nucleotides long. RefSeq lists its product as uncharacterized. The coding region runs from base 1 to 573 and encodes 190 amino acids. NCBI's taxonomy places the organism in Eukaryota, Fungi, Ascomycota, Eurotiomycetes, Onygenales, Arthrodermataceae. Gene Ontology annotation, molecular function: protein binding. The transcript has 3 exons. The record is from RefSeq and is a predicted model, not a curated record.
AUGCUGGACUUGGAGCCAGAAAAUACGGUAUUCUUCCUCCGGAAUCUUGGAACCCACUCGACAUUCUUUUCGCGCAUGCUAGAACACGACUGGAAGGUAAGCGAUGGUCCUGAGACAUCAAUAUCUGGUAGCUGGGAGGGUGUUGUUGAGCUCAAAGACGACGACCCCCAAGCAAUCAAAGCAAUGCUCAGCUUCAUGUACAAAUUCGAUUACACCAAUCCAGCCACCAGCGCUGCUUCCUUCGUUUUUGAUGCCCAAGUUUUCGCGGUUGCUGAGAAAUAUGACGUAGAAGGGCUUAAAUUCUGCGUGAAAGAUAAAUUUCACGCAAGCAUUCUUUCUGACUGGAAAGACGAGGACUACCCUGAUGUCAUUAGGGGUGUUUAUGACAUCCCAACUACUGAUCCGGCUCUUCGGGAUACACUGGUGCAAGUGACUUGUUCCAAUAUCAAUAAUCUUAUUCAAAAGGAUGGGUUCAAGUCGGCGCUGAAUGACGUUCCUGGAUUCGCAGUCCAGCUUAUUACACGGCUCGUAGCUAAUAAUUCUACUGUUGCAAGGAACCUGAUGGGACUAUGA